Molecule: messenger RNA, 1102 nt
Organism: Yamadazyma tenuis ATCC 10573
Lineage: Eukaryota; Fungi; Ascomycota; Pichiomycetes; Serinales; Debaryomycetaceae
Product: protein-histidine N-methyltransferase
Biological process (GO): peptidyl-histidine methylation, to form tele-methylhistidine
Molecular function (GO): protein-L-histidine N-tele-methyltransferase activity
Source: RefSeq, a predicted model, not a curated record
AUGUCUUUCACGUUUGGUUUCAGUGAAGAAGACCUCAAUGGAGAAAGCGUGGGAGUGGUGACUGCCCCCACAACAUCCUCGGCACCACCAGCACCUGCCACUGACGCGGUGUCUCCAAAAGUCGCCGACAUCAGCAACCUUUUAUUACUGCUUAUCGGCACCUCGCUCUCGUUCGAGACCGCUUGUACUCCCAACAAUAAUAUCGUGUACAAACGGGCAUUGUAUGACAUAAAACAUCAGGUAAUGACAGAAGACAACGAGGAACUAGCAUCUCUUCUUCUUGCGGACGACCUGGACUUGAAGAAAAAUUACUACGAAGGAGGGUUCAAAGUGUGGGAGUGCUCGUUCGAUAUGAUAGACGAGCUACACACAAAUUAUGCUGAUGCCAAUACGGUGGUGGAAUUGGGCAGCGGCACCUCGUUGCCCUCAUGCUAUGUGUUGUUUCACCGUCUCACGGCGACAUCGACGGCUCCCUUAAAAUUGAUUCUUUCUGAUUUCAACUACGAAGUGCUUCGUCUAGUAACGGUGCCGAACUUGUUGAUCAACUGGUACGUGGCACGGAAGCAGCCUACCGCGAGCGAAUUUCGCAUUACUGCCGAGGUGGUAGCGGAAUUCGAAACAGACUUGGCGGCAUCCCACGUCGAGCUCGUGCUAAUUUCGGGCAGCUGGGGCGAGCGGUUUCUUCAGCUCGUUCAACACACCGCCAUCGAUCUUGUGGUCACGUGCGAGACCAUCUAUUCGCUCGAGUCGUUACCGGUGUUGAGUACGAUGGUGAUAGAGUUGGUGAAAAGAACGCGAGGAGCCAAGGCGUUGGUGGGGGCCAAGAACUACUACUUUGGUGUGGGGGGUUCGGUGGCCGAGUUUGUGCGGUACGUGAAGACGCAUUCGGAUUUGGAGGUGACAGUGCGUGAGGUGAGCAGUCAAUUGAAGAGGUCGGUGGUGGAGGUCACCCAGCACUAUUAGGUCGCGGGGCGAUUCCAACACUACGCGGUGCCACCACCCUCCGCGGUGCCACCUUCCGCCGCGAGUAUAACCCACCAAUCCCACCACCACCACAUCUCUACACUCCAUAUAUAUACACCCAAUACAUAUUCGUCUGAAU